AUGUCCCCGUGCGUCAAUUCUUCUGUGCAGUGUGCGACCCGAAAAAGUUUACCCAACAUGAUGAUUCGUCGGUUUUUGUCAUCGGCGGCGUACGAUGCCACAUUAAACACACUCAAGCGGGAUCUUAAGACCGCCAUGAUGCAGAAAAAGGCGGUGGAAAAGAACACCGUCAAGUCGGUGAUUGCAGCCAUCAAGGGAGCCGAAAUCGACGGUCUGAAACAGGACGAAUUUGCACUUUUCAAGACGCUUUCCAAAAUGCACAAGCAGCGAGUUCAGUCUGCUAGUGAAUAUGCCAGUCAGAACCGAGACGACCUUGCUCAGGUGGAACAGGCAGAGGCAGGCAUCAUUGAGCGGUACUUGCAGCUGCUUCCAGUUGCAUCGUCGGCGCAGGUGCAGGACAAACUUCGCCAGUUUUGUCUGCAGGUCCAGAGCCAAGAGGGAGAGGUUCCUAUGAAGAAGGUGUUUGGGAUGGUUGGGGAGGUUGUAGGCGAGUGGAACACGUCUAUGGAGCUUGUGAGACCGUUGGUACCUGGGGUUUACAAGGAGGUUUGGGGAGAUAAGAAGAAGUAA
This is a messenger RNA of Meyerozyma guilliermondii ATCC 6260, 570 nucleotides long. RefSeq lists its product as uncharacterized. The transcript has a single exon. The record is from RefSeq and is a predicted model, not a curated record. Gene Ontology annotation, cellular component: mitochondrion. NCBI's taxonomy places the organism in Eukaryota, Fungi, Ascomycota, Pichiomycetes, Serinales, Debaryomycetaceae. The coding region runs from base 1 to 570 and encodes 189 amino acids. Gene Ontology annotation, molecular function: carbon-nitrogen ligase activity, with glutamine as amido-N-donor.